Messenger RNA from Blepharisma stoltei, 204 nucleotides. The record is from the annotation of a GenBank genome assembly. NCBI's taxonomy places the organism in Eukaryota, Ciliophora, Heterotrichea, Heterotrichida, Blepharismidae.
AUGGAAGAGCAAAGCCAUAUACUUGCAACAGUGCAAAAACUUCUAGGAAGAACUGGGUCAAGAGGUGGGAUUACUCAAGUCCGUGUUGUCCUACAUGGUGACGAAAGUGGAAGAACGCUUGUAAGAAAUGUAAAAGGACCAGUCAAAGAAGGAGAUAUGCUUGCACUUCUGGAAAGCGAAAGAGAAGCAAGAAGAUUAAAAUAA